AUGCUGACGCCGAUUCUGUUGGCAGCCCUGCUCAGUGUCGCUACGGCACAAACAGCUGUUAACCAGUUCCCGGAAGGUUUCCUUUUGGGGACCGCCACGGCGUCCUACCAGAUCGAGGGAGCGUGGAAUGAGGAUGGCAAGGGCGAGAACAUCUGGGACCACAUGCUGCACGAACACCCGGAGUACGGCACGAACGGCGACAACGGCGACGUGGCCUGCGACUCGUACCACAAGUACCAGGAGGACGUGCAGAUGCUGAGCGCGCUAAACGCGGACGUGUACCGGUUCUCCAUCUCGUGGGCGCGCAUCCUGCCCACCGGGGACCUUGACGUCAUCAACCAGCCGGGAAUCGACUACUACAACAACCUCAUCAACGAGCUGCUCGCGAACGGAAUUCAGCCCGUGGUGACGAUGUACCACUGGGACCUGCCACAGGCGCUGCAGUACAUCGGCGGAUGGCCGAAUCCACUGCUCGCCGACUACUUCGUGGAGUAUGCCAGAGUGCUGUUCGAAAACUUUGGAGACAGAGUGAAGUGGUGGAUCACCUUCAACGAGCCGUCCGUCUUCGUGAUGGGCUACGCGUCCUCUGGCGGCCAGGCGCCGUCGCAGAACGCCUCCGGCAUCGGCGACUACCUGGCCACGCACACCCUGCUCAGGGCACACGGACUCGUCUACCGCCUCUACGACGAACAGUACAGGGCCACGCAGAACGGUAGCGUAGGAAUCACGUUGAACAUUGGAGGAAGCGAACCAGCUUCAAACUCAACGGAAGAUUUGGAAGCUGCUGAGAGGAAUCUUCAGUUCAGUGGAGGACUCUACGCACACCCCAUCUACAGCCAGGACGGGGAUUACCCGGCAGUAGUGCGCCAGAGGGUGGACGCCAACAGUGCUGCAGAGGGGCGGCCCCGUUCACGGCUGCCAACUUUUACAGAGGAAGAGAUUGCGUACCUCAGAGGGGCGGCUGACUUUUUCGGGCUGAAUCACUAUUCGACGAGCAUCGUGACUUCAGGCGAGGCCGGCAUAUCUCCGUCCAAGUCCAGAGACUCUGGCGUCGUCAGCGUCAGUAGUGGGCAAUAUCCUUGGGGAUUCCGAAACUUGCUGAACUGGAUCGCCAACGAAUACCCGGGCUACCCUAUAAUGGUGACAGAAAAUGGCCUCGGAAACUCUGGUGGUCUGAACGACACCGACAGGAUCGAUUACUUAACAUCUUAUCUGACUGCGCUUCUGCAAGCUGUCAACACGGAUGGAGUUCCGGUGAUCGGCUACACCGCCUGGAGCCUCAUGGACAAUCUGGAAUGGAACAGUGGAUUCGAUGUCAAAUUUGGUCUGUACGAGGUGGACUUCGACAGCCCGAACAGGACCAGGACUCCGAAGGCCUCCGCCGGCGUCAUAUCGCAGAUCUACGAGAGCAGAGAGGUGCCUCAGGAGUACUUCUGUACAGCUAACGAAGUUCCCACAACUCCUCAAACACCUGCAAAAUGCAGUACAACGCAUGAGUACUACCCCACGGGCGCCAAAGCUGACAACGGAAUUGCUACCGCGUACCGGUUCUCCAUCUCGUGGCCACGCGUGCUACCCAAGGGCGACCUCAGCGUCAUCAACCAGGCAGGCAUUGAUUACUACAACAACCUCAUCAACGAGCUGCUGGCCAACGGAAUUCAACCUGUGGUGACGAUGUACCACUGGGACCUACCCCAAGCGCUGCAGUACCUCGGUGGGUGGGUUAACGAGAUCAUGGUCGACUACUUCGCGGACUACGCCAAGCUGCUCUUCGACAAUUACGGAGACAGGGUGAAGUGGUGGAUCACGUUCAACGAGCCCGCCAUCAUCGUCUGGGGCUACGCCAUAGCCGGCGUGCCGCCCGGCGUUCCGGCGACGGGCGUCGGCGACUACCUGGCGACGCACACGGUGAUCAAGGCCCACGCGCGCGUCUGGCACCUGUACGACGAGCAGUACAGAGCGACACAGAACGGCUCUGUGGGAAUGACACUGAGCAGCUCACAAUACGAACCGUAUACAAACUCUACUGAAGACAUAGAAGCAACUGAGAGACAAAGACAGUUUAAGGUUGGGAUUUUCGCCCACCCUAUCUACAGUCAGGAGGGUGACUACCCUGCAGUAGUGCGGGAAAGGGUGGACAACAACAGCAAAGCAGAAGGACUAGCGCGCUCAAGGCUGCCAAAAUUCACGCAGGAGGAAACAGAAUACAUUAGAGGAUCUGCUGAUUUCUUCGGUCUCAACACAUAUGGUUCACAGUACAUAGCGGCUGGAGACUUCCCCAUUGCACCGUCUCGCAGACACGAUUCCGGCGUCAUCACAAAGGAUGAUGAGAUUCCACUCGAUCAGUCAGCCGCAGGGUUCAGAAAGAUACUGAACUGGGUGGUUGCCGAAUACCCUGGAUACCCCAUUUUCGUGUCGGAAAAUGGCCUAGGCAACGACGGUAGCGUCGGUCUGAACGACACGGACAGAGUAGAGUAUUUUGCGGCUUUCCUUCCUGCCCUUUUGCAAGCUGUGAACCUAGACAACGUUCCCGUGGUCGGCUACACCUGCUGGAGUCUCAUGGAUACUCUGGAGUGGCAACUGGGAUACUCGUGA
Molecule: messenger RNA, 2595 nt
Organism: Schistocerca piceifrons (Central American locust)
Lineage: Eukaryota; Metazoa; Arthropoda; Insecta; Orthoptera; Acrididae
Product: myrosinase 1-like
Exons: 20
Coding region: 1-2595 (864 amino acids)
Biological process (GO): carbohydrate metabolic process
Molecular function (GO): beta-glucosidase activity
Source: RefSeq, a predicted model, not a curated record